AUGCCAGAGUUUUCUGUCCUUUUUGAUUUCUGGCAAAGAUUGUUCGACCAGAUUGAUGGAAAUAAAGCUUCAGAGAAUGACAUAAUUGCGCUUACUCCUGCUAGAUUUCUUCUUUUUGAUUCAAUUGUGGCCAAAGAAUCAACAGAAAAAAUCUUUGCUUCUUUGGAUUUGUAUCGAAAUGUCAACCAAAUGAUUGAUUCUUUUCCUCAGAUCAACUCGAUGCUUAGCGGGGAAGAAAAAGAUCUCUUCGACAAUUUUAGAAAACUGGAAGAUGAGCUGUUCAGUUUAGAAAACAUCGAAGACAUGACUUACGUUCCUGGUGGCUACUCAGGCCUUUAUCUCGCCGUGAAUAUGCGAAAUAAGCCAACGAGGUAUUCGCAUAAACAAGUCGAUGAAAGACUCCUGGAAGAGCUCAUGAGUGUAGACAUGGAUAGAGGAACUCCUGCCAGCCACAUUUUUGUCGUCGCAGCCUUCAAUCAUCAUUUGGAUCUUUUAACAAGCUCCUUUUGGAAUAAAUUUUCAAUCGACUGGAACUAUUCCAUCGGGCGGCACACCGUGUUCAUGGCGCCAAACGAGUUCAUUCGCCGGAUUCUCGUCAACAAUCCAUAUUCAAAGGAAGAUAUUUAUCAGCUGGUUCAUAAGAUGGAUGAUACGUACUGCAUUCUCCUUGAUCAAGUGCUCGAAACUGUUCCUUGCUCGAAGGUGUGCGAGAUAAUUUCAAAGCCAAAUCUCGUCGGAUACACAAGCGUAUUUUACGCAACCAGGAUGUGCUAUCGUUUUACGAAAAUGCUCCUUGACCGGUUACCUGAGCUCGAAUUUAAUCAAACUUGCUUCUUUGGAAACACAGUUGGACUAAUUUUCACGCCCCUCAUCGGCCGUAUUCUUGAGCGAGGCAUGAACCCCUUCAUCAUUCCAAGAUAUCGCCGAGUCCCGGAGAACUUCAACUUUGAAAUUAAAAAUUCAAUGUUUGAAAAAUACCCAGAACUCAGAGAUAUUCACGAUCAGAUUUUGAAUCAAAAGGAAAAGUAUUUUCUUUCGAGCCAAUACGAUGUUUUCAAGAAAGAAGUUCAUGCACAAGCAGAUAUGAAGAAGCUGGAGCAAAAAUUGGUAAAUGCGGCAAUCAAAGCAAUCGGAGAACAAGGACUUUGCCAUCGAGAUAUCAAGCCGCAGAAUAUCUUGCUCAAGCGAAACGAACACGGGAUAUUGUCUGUAAAAGUCGCCGACUUUGGACUGAGUGGAUUUUCCGGAGGAACUCCUCUUUACAAUCCGCCCGAGUCGACGACAGGAUCGAUUCCCUUUGCCUCGGAUAUUUACUCCCUUGGAAUAACGAUGCUUUUCACGCUCUUUGAAUCAGACCUGGCAUUCAAGAUGUAUCUCAUGCCAGAAACAGCUACUAAUGCAAACUCCUAUUCGACAUUCUUUCAAGGAACAACUGAAGUUUCAAAGAUGAUAAGUCGAACAAUCCAUGACCAAUUCAAGGGCGACUCUUUCAAAUGCUGGGCUUUUGCGACAGCAAGCAUGAUUCGUUCAUCGCUCAGAGAAGCGAUCUUAAAUUCGAGGAGGAUCGACAACUUUGAGAAGGAAGAACUUCUUGAAUCGAUAAAGUCAAUCGAUCAUAAGAGUGCUCAGCUUCUCCGUUCGGAAUUGAUGAUGAAUGUUAUUCCUACAAAAGUCCAUGCAAAUUCCGAAGAAAUUCAGUCGGCGAUGCUUCAUCACGUCAUGAGAAGACUCACGGAGCCGACUCUGCUCCAGAAAGAAGGCAUCUUCAUGCUUGGCUGUCUGCGAGGAAUAUUCAAAAAGCUUGAGCCCUUCGAGGUGAAGCUGAAUCUCUUUGCUCAUCCAACCGACUACGAUCGAUUUCCGAAGAGUUUAUCAGAAAGUGGCGUGGUUGGCGACUUCAUCAAUGCGCUUGAGGAGAAAAAAGUCCUCGUUUGCCCUGUUAGGAUGGGAAAAUCGUCAAUCAAACACGCAAUGUGUCUAUAUGGAUUCAACGAAGACUCUGAUUUUUUGUUCAAAAACACGUCAAAUGAAACGAAGACCAUUGCGAUUCCACUGACAAAAGGCGAGCCUAAAAUUGGAUAUCACAUCUGUUUUCAAGAAACGAAUAAGAGAAUUUUAAAAAAGCAGCAACUGAGAAAAAGCAUGAAUUUUUCGGAUUUGGAUCCCUGCAGCGGAAAUGACAUGGCCGUCAUCGACUAUGAUUUCAUCGCGAAAUCGGUGAUUUCUGUCCUCGGAAUCGCAGCUUUUAUUGGAAUUGGCGGCAACUUCUUCAUAUUGAUUGUUUUGAGCUAUUCUAGUUCAAAGAACCCUAUCAGCAUUCUUCUCAUUAACUUGGCCGUGGCAAAUAUCGUUUUUCAAAUAAUAGUUUUGCCUUGUCAAAUUGCCGUUUACUGGUUCCCUUAUUGGAAAUUGGGCAGAGUGUUGUGCAGAGUCUCGUUUUUUACCGAAGAUAUGGCCUCAUCUCAGUUACUUCAAGAUGCGAUGAUGUCCCCAAUAAUCACUCCCUUCCAAAGUCGAAGAGACUCUGCCCCAAAGAAAAAGCAAGAAACCCCGCAAUAUGGCAGAGUUCUCUCCCCAAUCGAUUGUCAUUCUGCAAGAGCUUCUCCAGAGGGCCCUAGAACCCCACCAAGGCUCCUGUCGAUCAAAAAGACUAUCACGAGGACAGAAACAGAGGUCAAAGUCUAUGAAGUACAAGCAGAUGAUCUUCAAAAAUAUGAACAGAUUUUGAAAUCUGAUCUGUAA
Molecule: messenger RNA, 2742 nt
Organism: Oikopleura dioica
Lineage: Eukaryota; Metazoa; Chordata; Appendicularia; Copelata; Oikopleuridae
Source: the annotation of a GenBank genome assembly